CGAGCAUGAAUCUAACCGUUACGGCCGACCAGUUUACUGCUCUAGCACUGGCUAGUCUAAUAAUUACCAUAUAUAGAUGUAUAUAUAUAUAAGUAUGCGCAUUGGACAGGAUCAAUGGCUCUCCGUGAACUUGCUGAGCACAACAAACAAUACAUCUUAUCAUUUAUUGAUCAUCGCUUCGACAAUCAACUAAAAUAUCAAAUACGACUAAACAACAUAUAAAAAAUGGCCAGCGCAACUCCCUGGACAAUCCUUAUCACCGGCGCGACUGGAAAGCAAGGCUCCGCUGUAAUUGAUGCCCUCCUCGCCGAAAAUAACCACAAUCAUGACAAUAACAAGCCAUUGAACAUCAUUGCCGUCACGCGCGACACUGCCUCCCACAGCGCGCAGGCCCUGGCACGCAGACCUAACGUAUCCGUUAUCGCAGGUGACCUGGCUGAUCCGGAUGCAAUCUUUGACCAGGCCACUCUCAAUGGCAAUGCAGUGUGGGGUGUUUUCGGGGUCCAGGUCAACUCUGCAGAGGAAGAAAAGCAGGGUAAAGCUUUGGUCACAGCCUCUGUCGCCCGUGGCGUUCGGCACUUUGUCUACGCCUCUGGCGAUCGCGGCGGCCCCGAGAAAUCGGAGUUAGAUCCCACUUUCGUCAAGAACUUCGCUGCCAAGUUCAGCAUUGAGAAGCAUCUGCAGAAAAUGACUGCUGCUAGUCCGCAGGCCAUGACCUACUCGAUUCUCAGACCCGUCACUUUUUUCGAGAAUAUGACGGCCGAUAUCCACGGAAAGGGGUUUGCGCGGAUGUGGGAGCAGAUGGGCCCAAAUAAAGCUCUGCAACUCGUUUCCACGAAAGACAUCGGCUAUGUUGCCGCUCAGGCAUUUACCCAUCCUGGGAAAUAUCGCAAUGUGGCGAUGACUUUAGUCGGGGAUGAGCUGACCCAGUCAGAAGCAGAGGUUAUUUUUCAGGAGGUAGUGGGUUCCAGCAUGCCCAUGGCGCCGUGUCCAAUCGGUUCUGCCGUGAAGUUCUUUAAGAAAGAUACUGUGGGAGACAUGUUUCGGUGGUUUGAAGAGAACGGGUACGGUGGAGAUGUAGUUCAGUGCAGAAAGGAAUUUCCGGGGUUGAUGGAUUAUCGAACUUGGUUGGUCGAGCAGAGCCCAUUUGUCCAGAGACCAUCGAAGUGAAAUCCGUCGCAAACCUUGUAGUUUCUAGGAACAACUCAUAAUACUCAAAUUGAAAAAGAUGAUGAAUAUAUCGGCAAUAGAAAUUGAGGUAUAUACAUG
Molecule: messenger RNA, 1269 nt
Organism: Talaromyces proteolyticus
Lineage: Eukaryota; Fungi; Ascomycota; Eurotiomycetes; Eurotiales; Trichocomaceae
Exons: 2
Coding region: 226-1170 (314 amino acids)
Source: RefSeq, a predicted model, not a curated record